AUGACGACGGCCAAGCGACUCGACCCACGGACCGAGAGUGACGCGGCGCCCAUCACGGGCUACUGCAAGGACCGCUUCGAUCCGUCGCAUCCGGACGCCGACUGGGGCGGCUACGUCAACCGUACUUUCAAGAAGCGGUCGUUCAAAGAUCCGUUGUCGACCCGAGACCACUUGGUCCAUGGAAAAGAUGCCAUUCUGCCCGCCCUCACGGCCGAGAAGCCCGCCGGUCGACGGACGUUUGCGCAGAAUCUCAACCAAGCCAGCGUCGACCCGGCAGCCAAAGACUCGCCAUUUCAUACCGGUGUGCACCAGGUUGGCCCCGGCGGCGAGCACAACUGCAACACCUGGAAAACGUCGUAUGAGCUCCAGACUUCAGCGACACCGACGAACCGCGAUACUCAAGCGCCAGGCACGGUGCGAAGCUUGGGCCAACUGGCCCAUAAACGCCAUCCACAGGCAGCAGUGGAGGCAAAGCGUGCCACGCCUCCACGCACCCUCCCGCCCCUGGAGCCGGGACAAUCGAAGCUCCCCGAAGUGCGCAAGCAAGGGUCGCUGCUCGCUGGCAUUGGCCAGCGCCUCGCAUCGUCGGACGCGCUCGCCCAUCAACCGCUGCCCACCGCGCACCUCUGCACAGCGUAUGUUACGCAGCAAAAGACUCUCGAGACGGAAAACCGACACAAAGUCCUGCUCGGGUACACGGGGCAUCGAAAAGGGGUCUAGUAGGUGAAGACAAAAUGGCAUUUGGCUUUUGGGUGAUGCGGACAACCAAAGUCGCAAUAUGAGCACACAGGGC
This is a messenger RNA of Saprolegnia diclina VS20, 793 nucleotides long. RefSeq lists its product as hypothetical. Bases 1 to 720 code for a protein of 239 amino acids. The record is from RefSeq and is a predicted model, not a curated record. The transcript is spliced from 9 exons. NCBI's taxonomy places the organism in Eukaryota, Oomycota, Saprolegniomycetes, Saprolegniales, Saprolegniaceae.